UGCCAUGGGUGUAGGGCCAAUGGACAGAUGUGCAGGAGGACCCGUGGACUGGUGGAUAGUGGAAGAUGGAGGGACAGCUGAAGGGUCUUGGCAGAAUCUUGAGAAAGAGAAAGAGAUGGUUGGGUGCUUUGGAAAGAUGGUGGGCUCCCUGAGGGCUGGGAGGGCCAAUGGGCCACAAUCCGGGGAGCAGCGUUUCCUGCGGGCAUGGCACUGUGCUGACGAGGCCCCUGGCCCCGGGGGCUGCACAAGCUAACCUUUGUGAAGUGCGAGGCCGGGAGGGCUCGUGUCAAGCGCUCAACAAACGUUAGCCCUCCUCAUCCUCAUCAUUGUGACCGCGAAGCUCAGCCUCGUGGGGGGCCCCCCCCACCCCGUGAGUCCUCCUCCCUGCCUCCCCUCCCCCACACCCUGCCCUCCCUCCCGUGCCUAGGGCCCUCUCUGAUUGGCCCCCAUCCUCAUCCACUUGUGGGUAGGACAGGCCCCGUAGCACACGUUGGCUCCAGGCCAGGCCUGGGUGGUGAAAAGUACAGGCCCAGGAGCCUGACUGCCCAGGUUUGAGGCCUGGCUCCACCACCUGUUUGUGGGGUGGUAGAAAGGAGACAUGUGGAUGCCUCCUGUCCCUCAGGCGCAGGGUAAGGGACAGCUCCCCCCCACCCAGGGGACUCUGAAAGACUCCCCAUUGUCAGCAGCGGCAGGCACUGGGGGUGUCUGGGGAGUGAGGAGAGGAGAGGAAAGGAAGGCAUCCCUAGUCAGGUGUUUCUGAUAGGAGGGGAGGUGACCCUCACCCCCAUCUGUCCCCAUGGAGCAGCUGUGGCUCCCUCCAGGGGGCUCCCCUGAAGGGAGGGGCCGGGCAAAGUGGCACAAUCUAACCUUGUCUCCCUCGCCCUCUUCCCGACCCCACCCCAUCCAGUGGCGAUGGAUGAUGAGGAUGGGAGAUGCUUACUAGACGUGAUUUGUGACCCUCAGGCGCUCAACGACUUCUUGCAUGGAUCAGAGAAGCUGGACAGCGAUGACCUCCUGGAUGCCCCUGUGGAGGCCCAAAGUGCCUUCUACGAAGGUCCUGGGCUCCACGUGCAGGAAGCUCCGGGCAACCCCUUGAAUCCAGAGCCCACCCAGCCAACCCCCAGCGUGGACCUGGACUUCCUGGAAGAUGACAUCCUGGGGUCCCCCGCCCCAGGCGGCGGAGGCGGGGGCAGCGGGGGCGCCGACCAGCCCUGCGACAUCCUUCAGCAGAGUCUGCAGGAAGCCAACAUCACAGAGCAGACACUGGAGGCUGAGGCUGAGCUGGACCUGGGCCCCUUCCAGCUGCCCACGCUGCAGCCCGCUGAUGGUGGGGCAGGGCCCACAGGAACUGCAGGGACAGCCACUGUGGCCACGGGGCCCCAAGCCCUCUUCCCAGGCAGCGCUGAUUUGCUGGGGCUGCAAGCACCACCCACUGUGCUGGCCCACCAAGCCCUGGUACCGCCCCAGGACGUGGUCAACAAGGCCCUGAGCGUUCAGCCCUUUCUGCAGCCUGUGGGCCUGGGAAAUGUGACCCUGCAGCCCAUCCCGGGCCUCCAGGGCCUGCCCAAUGGCAGCCCGGGUGGCGCUACUGCGGCCACACUGGGCCUGGCGCCCAUCCAGGUGGUUGGCCAGCCUGUCAUGGCCCUCAACCCACCCGCUUCACAGCUCCUGGCCAAGCAGGUGCCCGUCAGCGGCUACCUGGCCUCGGCUGCGGGGCCCUCGGAGCCUGUGACUCUGGCCUCGGCUGGCAUGUCGCCACAGGGUACUGGCCUGGUCAUCCAGAAGAGCCUCCCAGCCGCCGUGGCCACCACGCUCAAUGGGAACUCGGUUUUUGCCGGGGCUGGCGCAGCCACUGCGGGGGCCGGAGGGGCGCCCUCGGGACAGCCGCUGGCCGUAGCCCCAGGCCUGGGCGCGUCGUCCCUGGUGCCUGCACCCAAUGUGAUCCUGCACCGCACGCCCACCCCCAUCCAGCCCAAGCCAGCCGGGGUGCUGCCCCCCAAGCUCUACCAGCUCACCCCGAAGCCCUUCGCCCCCACGGGCGCCACACUCACCAUCCAGGGUGAGGCGGGGCCGCUCCCGCCGCCACCCAAGGCCCCCCAGAACCUGACUUUCAUGGCGGCGGGCAAGGCCGGCCAGAAUGUGGUGCUGUCGGGCUUCUCGGCGCCCGCCCUGCCUGCUAAUGUCUUCAAGCCGCCCCCCGCCAGCACUGCCCCAGGCACCACCGCUGCCUCGGCCGGUGGGGCCCCGCCGCCGCCCCCCAGCGCCCUGAGCAAGCCCAUGAGCCUGCACCUGCUCAACCAGGGCGGCAUCGUCAUCCCUGCCCAGCAUGUGCUACCUGGCCAGAACCAGUUCCUGCUGCCCGGGGGGCCCCUGGGCGGGCAGAUCCUCGCCGCUGCCCCCCAUGCGGGCGCCCCGCUCCUUGCCAACCCCAUCCUGGCCAACCAGAACCUGGCAGCUCCGCUCAGCCUGGGCCCGGUGCUGGCCCCGCACUCGGGACCGCCCAGCGCAGCACACAUCCUGUCGGCCGCCCCCAUCCAGGUGGGCCAGCCUGCCCUCUUCCAGAUGCCUGUGUCGCUGGCCGCGGGCAGCCUGCCCACCCAGAGCCAGCCGGCCCCCGCGGGGACUCCCGCCGCCACCGUCCUCCAAGGCGUCGCACUGCCCCCCAGCGCCACCGUGGCCAUGCUCAACGCGCCUGAUGGCCUGGUCCAGCCGGCCACCCCCACCGCCGCUGCCUCUGGGGAGGCCCCCCAGGUCCUCGCCGCCUCUGUGCAGCCUGCCUCCGCCGGGCCUCCUGCCGUCAGCACCCCACUUCCCCCCGGUCUCCAGCCAUCACCUGCACAGCAGCCCGCACAGGCAGCCUCCACCCCUCAGGCCUCCGGACCGCCUCAGGCCACCACCCCCCAGCCCAGCCCGGGCCUGGCAUCCAGCCCCGAGAAGAUCGUCCUGGGGCAGCCGCCCUCUGUGGCCACCUCGGCCAUUGUCACUCAGGACUCCCUGCAGAUGUUUCUUCCCCAGGAGAGGAACCAGCAGCCCCUCUCCACAGAGGGUCCCCACCUCUCCGUGCCUGCCUCGGUCAUAGUCAGCGCCCCGCCUCCCGCCCAAGACUCAGCCCUGGCCACCCCCAUCGCCAAAGGAGCUGGUCCUGGCCCUCAGGCCCCCGACAGCCAGGCUUCCCCGGCUCCGGCCCCCCAGAUCCCAGCCGCAGCUCCGCCGAAGGGCCCAGGCCCUGCCUCUUCCCCCUCACUACCUCACCAGGCCCCCCUGGGAGACAGCCCCCACCUGCCCUCCCCACACCCUGCCCGCCCCCCCUCCCGGCCACCCUCCCGCCCCCACUCCCGCCCCCCCUCCCAGCCCCAGAGCUCGUCCCGGCCCCCCUCCGAGCCAGCCCUGCACCCCUGCCCCCCGCCCCAGGCGCCCCCUGCCCUGCCUGGCAUCUUCGUUAUCCAGAACCAGCUGGGCGCCCCCCUGCCCACCAGCACCCCGGCUCCCACCGUCCCUGGCCCCCCGCAGCCUCUGCGGCCCCCAUCCCAGCCUCCCGAGGGGCCGCCAGCUGCGCACCUGGCCCCAGCCUCCGCCUCCUCCGAGCCACCCACCAGGUUGCCAGCCCCCUCGCUACCCGACUUCCAGCUCCAGUUCCCCCCUGGCCAGGGGCCCCACAAGUCCCCGACGCCCCCACCGACCCUCCACCUGGUCUCCGAGCCCGCAGCGCUGCCCCCACCGCCUCCUCGGACCUCAAUGGUGGCCGCCCCCUUCCCGGCGCUGCCCCAACCCAAGGCUCUCCUGGAGAGAUUCCACCAGGUACCGUCUGGGAUCAUUCUCCAGAACAAGACUGGGGUAGUCCCCACCACCCCGCAGACCUCCACCAGCCUAGGGCCUCUGGCCAGCACCACUGCCUCUGUGCUGGUCAGUGGGCAGGCCCCACCCGGAACCCCCGCCGCUGCCAGCCACACCUCAGCCCCAGCACCCAUGGCCGCUGCAGGCCUCCCUCCUCUGCUUCCUGCCGAGAGCAAAGCUUUUGCCAGCAACCUCCCCAGCCUGGGUGUGGCCAAGGCCACUAUUUCUGGACCAGGGAAGACCUCUGUGCUGCAGUAUGAGAGCAAGUUGAGCAGCCUGAAGAAGCCGCCCCCCCUGCAACCCAGCAAGGAAGCCUGUUUCCUGGAGCAUUUGCACAAACAUCAGGGAUCCGUCCUGCAUCCCGACUACAAGACGGCCUUCCCGUCCUUCGAGGACGCCCUGCAUCGCCUCCUGCCCUACCACGUCUACCAGGGUGCCCUGCCCUCCCCCAAUGACUACCACAAAGUGGACGAGGAGUUUGAGACCGUCUCCACGCAGCUGCUGAAGCGCACGCAGGCCAUGCUGAAUAAAUACCGGCUCCUACUCCUGGAGGAGUCCCGGAGGGUGAGCCCCUCGGCGGAGAUGGUGAUGAUCGACCGCAUGUUCAUUCAGGAGGAGAAGACCACCCUAGCCUUGGAUAAGCAGCUGGCCAAGGAGAAGCCAGAUGAGUACGUGUCUUCCUCGCGGCCCCUGGGCCUCGCCGUCUCAGCGCCAUCUUCGUCCUUGUCGGCCUCCGAGGGUCACCGGCCCCCGCCUGCAGCCUCGGCCCCCGGCCCGGUGCAGCCCCCCGCGCACCCACCCACCAAGCUGGUGAUCCGGCACGGGGGCGCGGGCGGCUCCCCGUCCGUGACCUGGGCACGGGCCUCGGCGUCACUGGACGCGGAUGAGGACGGCCCCAUGCCCUCCCGCAACCGCCCGCCCAUCAAGACCUACGAGGCCCGCAGCCGCAUCGGCCUCAAGCUGAAGAUCAAGCAGGAGGCCGGGCUCAGCAAGGUGGUGCACAACACCGCCCUGGACCCUGUGCACCAGCCGCCGCCACCUCCGCCACCACCACCACCUGCCCCGGGCCGCACGCCCGAGCCGCCGCCCGCCGCGCAGGUCAACGGCACCGCCGACCACGCGCCGCCCGCGCCCCGCAAGCCGGCGGGGCCACCCGCGCCCUGCCCGCGCCUGCCGCUGCGCAAGACCUACCGCGAGAAUGUGGGCGGCCCCGCGCCCGCGCCCACCAAGGUGGACGAGGCCACGAGCGGCCUGAUCCGCGAGCUGGCGGCCGUGGAGGACGAGCUGUACCAGCGCGUGCUGAAGGGCGCGGAGCCCGGCGCGGGGCCGGGGCCUGGGGCCGCGCCGCCCGAGCCCGCCUGGGAGCCGCCGCCGCUGCCCCCCAGCAAGCGCCGCAAGUCCGAGUCCCCCGACGUGGACCAGGCCAGCUUCUCCAGCGACAGCCCGCAGGACGACGCGCUCACCGAGCACCUGCAGAGCGCCAUCGACAGCAUCCUCAACCUGCAGCAGGCGCCGGGCCGCGCCGCCUUCCCCGGCCCGCACCCGGGCCCCGCGCCCGCGCCCGCUUCCCCCGCGCCCUUCCCGCCUGCCAGCCACAACGGAGGCCUGGGCUCCAGGACGUUGAACAGAUAACACCGGCUCCUCCCCAGCCUCCCGGGGGGCGCAGCUGGGACACCCCAACCCCUCCUUGCCUAACUUAUUUGAGUCACAAAGGCCUCCGUCCAACUCCCGUGUCCGUGGCCGGUGGGGUCUGGAUGGGGCUGCAGUGUAAUGUAAACGCGAAGGGGCCACCGUGGUGCCCGAGGGUUCUUCCUGCCACAGCCAUUUCCUGUGGCCUGGGGACGUGCGUGGGGUGUGCGCGGCCCCGGGGUGCGCACAUCCGUCACAGGCGCCAGGAGUUGGGUAGGGCCUCAGACCCACCAGGCCUCUCCUGCCGUCCACCCUGGGCCACGAGACAAAAGGCGGAGUGGCCCCAUACGUGCGCGCACGCGCAUGAGAGCUCCCAUCCCUGCCUCCACCUCGCAGCCCGAGCCGCAGCAAGACGCGGGGUCCCCACCCCCGACCCCAGCCCGGGCUUCCCUCCUCUCCCCACGUCCCGCCGCCCCGCGCCACGUUUUGAAAUCUCGGAGACAAAACUAGUACUGUAAGAUAAAUUUUUUUGUACUGUAUUUAUUGUGUAUAACGAUUUUUUUAAAAGGAGAAUUCUGUACAUUUAGAACUCUUGUAAAUUAAAAGCCGAUCCUUUUUUUAAAACUGU
Messenger RNA from Perognathus longimembris pacificus (Pacific pocket mouse), 6091 nucleotides. RefSeq names its product BRD4 interacting chromatin remodeling complex associated protein (gene Bicra). The record is from RefSeq and is a predicted model, not a curated record. Lineage: Eukaryota; Metazoa; Chordata; Mammalia; Rodentia; Heteromyidae. Gene Ontology annotation, cellular component: SWI/SNF complex. Gene Ontology annotation, biological process: positive regulation of DNA-templated transcription.